AUGGUUCUUCAGUAUGAUGAAAAUGUUCGCAACAUGCUGUAUCGGAGAUCAUGCCAAUACACGCAGAGCGGACUUGUGGAUGCCUCUGUCCUCGAAGCUGAUCUCGUCGAGAGGGUGAAGAGCUUCGCGAAGCGUUAUCCGAACAGCAGGACAGCCCAGGCUUGCAAGGCUGUGGAGGGAUGCACCCCCGACGCUAUCGCAGAAGCCAUCCGCUCGACAUGUCAGCAGGCACGACAGAGUGGUUUCAAGAUGAUGAUGCAGCAGAUUGAAGAAGCCAAGAAGGAGAAGGUCGAGACAUACACCGCCUCAGCAGGCAACGAGGCUCCGCAGUAUAGAUCCGAGAUAGCGAGUGCUGAUGAGAUCCCGGGAAGAGAGGACUUCAAGAUCGAUGGUCGAGCAUUUGCUGCCGUACAUCAAAUCCACAAACUUGCCAUGAAAGCCGGGCUUAGGUCAGAAAGGCUUCCGAAGUUCGUCGCUGUAGGGGCCAACGUCAUCUGGAGCGAGAGCGAAGCGAUGGAGGGAGUACACCUGACUCUGUUCAGCGAGGCCCCGAAGAUCAGGGAGGCGCUUGCAGUCGAGCUGACAGCUGACAGCUUCGACGGUGUCUAG
Messenger RNA from Guillardia theta CCMP2712, 609 nucleotides. RefSeq lists its product as hypothetical. Bases 1 to 609 code for a protein of 202 amino acids. The record is from RefSeq and is a predicted model, not a curated record. NCBI's taxonomy places the organism in Eukaryota, Cryptophyceae, Pyrenomonadales, Geminigeraceae. The transcript has 5 exons.